Messenger RNA from Fusarium sp. VM40, 288 nucleotides. Lineage: Eukaryota; Fungi; Ascomycota; Sordariomycetes; Hypocreales; Nectriaceae. The record is from the annotation of a GenBank genome assembly.
AUGACUGGUCGCGGUGGUGGCGGUGGUCGCCGAGUUCUCGUUCCUCCGAUCAACUUUAUCUUCAAGCUUCUUCAAUCACACGCUACAGUCAGUGUCUGGCUGUACGAGCAGCUCUCUAUCCGAAUUGAGGGCAAGAUCAGGGGCUUUGAUGAGUUCAUGAACUUGGUCAUCGACGAUGCUGUGGAGGUUAAGCAAGUUACCAAGACCAACGAGAAGGAGUCUCGGAGACCCCUGGGCCAAAUCUUGUUGAAGGGAGACAAUGUGUCAUUAAUCCAAAGCAUGAGCUGA